AUGGCUUCAUCAUCAUCUUCAAAACCUAUACACCUUUCAUGGCACCUCUUUUACAUUCUCUCUUUUCUCUUCCUUCUAAUCGGUUCUUGCCUUGCAACUAGAACGGGGAAGAUGAUGAUGGUGGAGGUGGACGGAGUUUCAGAGAUGUGGCCGGAGAAUUUGACGGAUUACCCACGAAAGCCGGAAAAUGUUUAUCCAUAUCCAAGCUUGCUAUUGAAUAAAUUACCCAAAGGGGUCCCUAUCCCUCCUUCUGGGGAUUCCACAAGGCUGAUUACAGGGAGUGCAGACCAGACGGCAAAGAUAUGGGAUGUUCAGACUGGGAUGCAGUUGUACACCUUUAAUUUCGAUUCACCAGGUAGAUCAGUCGAUUUUGCGGUUGGUGAUAAGCUUGUAGUAAUUACAACAGACCCGUUUAUGGAAUUGCCUUCGGCUAUUCAAGUCAAACACGUUGCUGAAGAUCCUAGUGAGCGUAAGUCUAUACCUGUGUUAUUUUUAAUGUUAUCCUCAGUUGUUGAGAUUUAA
This is a messenger RNA of Ilex paraguariensis (yerba mate), 522 nucleotides long. The record is from the annotation of a GenBank genome assembly. NCBI's taxonomy places the organism in Eukaryota, Viridiplantae, Streptophyta, Magnoliopsida, Aquifoliales, Aquifoliaceae.